Megalops cyprinoides (Indo-Pacific tarpon) is the source of this 3467-nucleotide messenger RNA. Its product is annotated as cullin-1-like. Bases 457 to 2790 code for a protein of 777 amino acids. Lineage: Eukaryota; Metazoa; Chordata; Actinopteri; Elopiformes; Megalopidae. Gene Ontology annotation, cellular component: SCF ubiquitin ligase complex. The record is from RefSeq and is a predicted model, not a curated record. Gene Ontology annotation, molecular function: ubiquitin protein ligase binding. Gene Ontology annotation, biological process: SCF-dependent proteasomal ubiquitin-dependent protein catabolic process; protein ubiquitination. The transcript is spliced from 22 exons.
GCGACGUAGCUAAUUUAUGUGUUCCCCUUUACUGCAGCAGCAGUAGCAACAGCGAGUACAACGCGUCAGCUAGCUACUGCUACCGAGUGGGGGGACAGAGGAGGGAUCGGGGUGUUUUUUGUAAUAGGAAACAGAAUCCCGAUUCAGUCAACAGUCGAGUGAAGAAAACCCACAACUACUCGAAACCGAGCCGCUUUCCAUGAUUCGGAGUAAGGGACAGGCGGCGUCUGAACAAUGGUAUUUGGGCGCGGCUGUCUCCCAAUCCCUGCCUGACUGGUAACGGACCCUUCCGGAGGAGAGAGGAUCCUCGCCCCCCCCAUUUCCCCAUCGGACCCCCGAUUCCCAAAACGCUGUCCCCCAUGGAGGAGUAGGUGUAACCGUUUCCUUUGAAAGAUAUUGAAAAGAAUCAAACCCGGAGAGGAGGACGGUUUUGCAAGACGCUCGGGCGAGGACACGAUGUCGUCCAACCGCAGCCAGAACCCGCACGGUCUGAAGCAGAUUGGCCUGGACCAGAUCUGGGACGACCUGCGAGCGGGGAUCCAGCAGGUGUACACCCGCCAGAGCAUGGCCAAAUCCCGCUACAUGGAACUCUACACACAUGUAUAUAACUACUGCACCAGCGUGCACCAGUCCAACCAGGCCCGCGGGGGCGGCCUACCGCCCUCCAAACCCUCCAAGAAGACGCCCACGCCAGGGGGGGCACAGUUCGUGGGGCUGGAGCUCUAUAAGAGACUGAAGGAAUUCCUGAAGAACUACCUGACCACCCUUCUGAAGGAUGGGGAAGACUUGAUGGACGAGAGCGUGCUGAAGUUCUACACUCAGCAGUGGGAGGACUACAGGUUCUCCAGCAAGGUGCUGAACGGCAUCUGCGCCUACCUCAACCGCCACUGGGUCCGCCGCGAGUGCGACGAGGGCCGCAAGGGCAUCUACGAGAUCUACUCGCUGGCCUUGGUUACAUGGCGAGAGUGCUUGUUCAGACCGCUGAAUAAACAGGUGACGAAUGCGGUUCUGAAGCUGAUCGAGAAGGAGCGUAAUGGGGAGACUAUCAAUACCAGGCUGAUCAGCGGGGUGGUGCAGUCCUACGUUGAGCUGGGCUUGAACGAAGAUGACGCCUUCGCCAAGGGCCCCACACUGUCUGUGUAUAAGGAGUACUUUGAGACGCAGUUCCUGGCGGACACAGAGCGCUUCUACACCAGGGAGAGCACGGAGUUCCUGCAGCAGAACCCGGUCACAGAGUACAUGAAGAAGGCGGAAGCGCGGUUGCUGGAGGAGCAGCGCCGGGUGCAGGUGUACCUCCACGAGAGCACGCAGGACGAGCUGGCGCGCAAGUGCGAGCAGGUGCUGAUCGAGAAGCACCUGGAGAUCUUCCACACCGAGUUCCAGAACCUGCUGGACGCCGACAAGAACGAAGACCUGGGCCGCAUGUAUAACCUGGUGUCCCGGAUCACGGACGGUCUGGGUGAGCUGAAGAAGCUUCUGGAAACGCACAUCCACAAUCAGGGCCUGGCCGCCAUCGAGAAGUGCGGGGAGACGGCGCUGAACGAUCCCAAAAUGUACGUCCAGACUAUCUUGGACGUGCAUAAGAAGUACAACGCACUAGUGAUGUCAGCGUUCAACAACGAUGCAGGGUUCGUGGCUGCUCUGGACAAGGCCUGUGGACGCUUCAUCAACAACAACGCAGUGACCAGGAUGGCUCAGUCUUCCAGCAAGUCACCAGAGCUGCUGGCCAGAUACUGUGACUCGCUGCUGAAAAAGAGCUCAAAGAACCCGGAGGAGGCGGAGCUGGAGGACACUCUGAACCAAGUGAUGGUUGUCUUCAAGUACAUUGAAGACAAAGACGUGUUCCAGAAGUUCUACGCGAAGAUGCUGGCCAAGAGGCUGGUCCACCAGAACAGUGCCAGCGAUGAUGCGGAGGCCAGCAUGAUUUCCAAACUGAAGCAAGCCUGCGGGUUUGAGUAUACCUCCAAGCUGCAGCGCAUGUUCCAGGACAUUGGAGUCAGCAAAGACCUGAACGAACAAUUCAAGAAGCACCUCUCCAUCUCCGAGCCUCUGGACUUGGAUUUCAGCAUCCAGGUUCUGAGUUCUGGCUCCUGGCCUUUCCAGCAGUCCUGCACGUUCGCUUUACCGUCCGAGCUGGAGAGGAGUUACCAAAGAUUCACCGCCUUCUACGCCAGCAGACACAGCGGCCGCAAGCUGACCUGGCUCUACCACCUGUCCAAAGGGGAGCUGGUCACCAACUGCUUUAAAAACAGAUACACCCUGCAGGCGUCUACAUUCCAGAUGGCCAUCCUCCUGCAGUAUAACACAGAGGACCUGUACACAGUGCAGCAGCUGACCGACAGCACGCAGAUCAAAACGGACAUAUUGGUGCAGGUUUUGCAAAUCUUGUUAAAAUCCAAAUUACUGGUCCUGGAAGAUGAGAACGCAAAUGUAGAUGAGGUCGAGUUCAAGCCAGACACCUUGAUAAAGCUUUACCUGGGAUAUAAAAACAAAAAGCUGAGAGUCAACAUCAACGUGCCAAUGAAGACCGAGCAGAAACAGGAGCAGGAGACUACACACAAGAACAUUGAGGAGGACAGGAAACUACUGAUACAGGCCGCCAUCGUCAGAAUCAUGAAGAUGAGGAAAGUUCUCAAACACCAGCAGCUCCUGGCGGAGGUCCUGAACCAGCUUUCGUCUCGUUUUAAACCCAGGGUCCCCGUCAUCAAGAAAUGCAUCGACAUCCUGAUAGAAAAAGAGUACCUGGAGCGCGUCGAUGGGGAGAAGGAUACCUACAGCUACUUAGCAUAAUUUUUUUUUAAAGAUAUAUAUUUUAUUUUAUUUUUUUUUUUGUCGAUGUGUCUCGAGUUAAAAAAAAAAAAAAAACGUCAUUCCUUCCGACAUUCUACCGACAUCGUGAGGAACGCGAGCGAUGGGCCAGCAGGGGGUGGAGCCAGGACAGGACAGGACGCUACACGCUCGGUCUCCCGCGGCAACCCGGCAGCCGGGCGUCCCUCGCCCUCACCCCCCCCCUCCCCCGCACCGCUCGGGGUAGUUGGACUCUCUCUGACCUGUAAAUACAGACAUGGACCUCCACCCCAUAAGCCUAGCGAACGUCACAGAUGAAAAAGUCAACUCAAACCCCCCCCCCCCCCCCUCCCUCCCAGCAAUCAGGGGUUGCAUGCCUAUCUACUGCCUAUCUGCAUUUUAAGCCAACAGAAGUACCGAACUGUGAGCAGCCAAUGAAAGACUGCUUUUAACAGUUGCCUCAACUUAAGGAAACGCAUUUUAAAGUAAAGGAGGGGGUGAGGAAAAGUGACUCUAAUUUCUGAACGCGAUCAUUGCUGAGUAGAUGGGAGUUUGUGGACGGGCCCUUACACCUCUGUAAUCCGCAUCGUUACCCUGCUACCAGAAAACCAUUUGUAUAGUGUGGUUCAUUUUUUAAAUGUGUGUUAAAUAAAAAUGAAAGGUUUCUGUACAGCUCGGAA